Messenger RNA from Lodderomyces pseudojiufengensis, 1623 nucleotides. It is a transcript of the gene BRF1, whose product is annotated as transcription factor TFIIIB subunit. Gene Ontology annotation, cellular component: transcription preinitiation complex; nucleus; transcription factor TFIIIB complex. Gene Ontology annotation, molecular function: RNA polymerase III general transcription initiation factor activity; TBP-class protein binding; RNA polymerase III type 3 promoter sequence-specific DNA binding. The transcript has a single exon. Bases 1 to 1623 code for a protein of 540 amino acids. The record is from RefSeq and is a predicted model, not a curated record. Lineage: Eukaryota; Fungi; Ascomycota; Pichiomycetes; Serinales; Debaryomycetaceae. Gene Ontology annotation, biological process: transcription by RNA polymerase III; DNA-templated transcription initiation; transcription preinitiation complex assembly.
AUGAGUAAACAAAGAAAAUGUCCAAAUUGUGGUCAUACACAGUUUGAUGUUAAUAGAUACACAGCAGCAGGGGAUGUUUCAUGUCUUCGAUGUGGUACAGUUUUGGAAGAAAACCCUAUAGUUUCCGAAGUCCAAUUUGGUGAAUCAUCAAGUGGUGCUGCAAUGGUUCAAGGUGCUAUGGUUGGAGCAGAUCAAGCAAGAGCUACAUUUGCAGGUGGAAGGCAAAAUGCAAUGGAAAGUAGAGAACAAACAAUAAAUAAUGGUAAAAGAAGAAUUAGAAGAAUAGCUGCAUCUCUCAGAAUUCCUGAUCAUAUAAGUGAUGCAGCUGGAGAAUGGUUUAAAUUAGCUUUAACUAAUAAUUUUGUUCAAGGUAGAAGAUCUUAUAAUGUUUUAGCUACAUGUUUAUAUGUUGCUUGUCGUAAAGAAAAAACUCCUCAUAUGUUAAUUGAUUUUAGUUCAAAAUUACAAAUUUCAGUAUAUUCAUUAGGUGCUACUUUUUUAAAAAUGGUAAAAGCUUUACAUGUUACUGCUUUACCAUUAGCUGAUCCAUCAUUAUUUAUACAACAUUUUGUUGAAAAAUUAGAUUUUAAAGAAAAAACUCAAAAAGUAGCAGCAGACGCCCUCAAGUUAGCAAAAAGAAUGUCAGCAGAUUGGAUUCAUGAAGGAAGAAGACCAGCAGGUAUAGCAGGUGCAUGUGUUUUACUAGCGGCUAGAAUGAAUAAUUUUAGAAGAAGUCAUGCAGAAAUUGUUGCAAUAUCUCAUGUUGGACAAGAAACAUUACAAAGAAGAUUAAAUGAAUUUAAAAAAAGUAAAGCAGCACAAUUAUCAGUUAAAAGUUUUAGAGAAGAUGUUCAAGUAGAAUCUUCAAACCCACCAUCAUUUGAUAAAAAUAGAGAUGAAGAAAUGAAAAUUGCAAAACAAUUACAAAUACGACAACAAGAAACUUAUAAAAAAUUAGAAUCAAUGACUGAUGAAGAAAAACAAAAAUAUAUGGGAAAUUUAAGCAAAGAUGAACAACAAAAACAAAUGCUUAUGAAUACAAUUAUGAGUGAUUUAACCAUAAAUAAAGAAGUAUUAAAUGAUCAAAUAGAAAGAAUAUUAAAAUAUAAACAAAAUAAAUUAGAAGAAAAAUUAUAUAAAACACCUGGAGAUGUAAGUAAUGAUUCAAAUGAAAUUUGGAAUUUAAAUUGGCCAAAAAAUUUAUCAAAAUUACCUAAAACUGAAGAUUUUUUGGAGAAGAUUCCAGAUGGAGAUUUAAAUUCAGAUGAUGAUGAUAUAGUAGUUGAAGAAAGUCAAAUGACACCAGAAGAAAUUGCAAUGAAAGAAAGAAUUUGGACAGGAUUAAAUCAUGAUUAUAUGGUUGAACAAGAAAGAAAAAGAUUAAAACAAGAAGCUGAUGAAUUAACUGGAAAUACUUCAGCAACAAAUAAAAAUAAAAGAAAAAAAAUUAAUAGAGGUACAAUACCUCCUGAAAUUCAAAAAGAAAUUGGUGAUAUAAUAUUAGAUGAUGAUGGUACUCCAAGAAAUGCUGGUGAUAGUGCUAAAAUGUAUUUUGCAAAAAGUUCAGUAUCAAGAAAAAUUAAUUAUGAUACAUUGAAUGGGUUGUUGGCUGAUAAAUUAUAG